AUGCUGAGUGCUGACAGUGUGAAAGUGGCAGUCCGUGUUCGACCCUUUAACCAGAUGGAGAAAGAUGCAGGAAGCCGUUGCAUUAUUUCCAUGGUUUCAAACAGCAUCACAGUUUGUGAUCCCAGAAAUCGGAACAACACAAAAACCUUUUUAUUUGACCUGUCCUACUGGUCACACAGUGGAUUUAUUAAAAACAAGGAAGGAACUCUUAUUCCAGAUGGAUCUACGAGUAAAUAUGCGGACCAGAGAAGAGUGUUUGAUGACCUUGGCCAAGAAAUACUGAAUAACGCAUGGAAGGGAUACAAUGCAACUCUAUUAGCCUAUGGUCAGACGGGCUCAGGAAAGAGCUACACUAUGAUUGGUUAUGGACCAAAUAGAGGCAUAAUCCCAAUGACUUGUGAUGAGUUGUUCAAAACAAUUCAUCAAAAUCAAGAACCUAAUAAACAGUACCAGAUUUAUUUCAGCAUGUUGGAAAUCUACAAUGAAAAGGUGGUAGACUUGUUAGCCAAGAGCAAACAGUCUGGAGGUCUAAAAGUGCGAGAAAGCCCCCAAAGGGGCUUCUAUGUAGAAGAUCAAAUGUUGGUGCCUUGUGAAAGCUAUGAGCAGGUCCAACAGUUGCUGAAGGAAGGAAAUACAAAGAGAAUCACAGGGUCCACCAACAUCAACACGAUCAGCAGUCGUUCACACAUGAUCAUCACCAUUCGUUUCAAACAGGUAUUUUUAAAAGACCACCUCACAAAACAGUCUGACAUCAAUUUGGUAGAUUUGGCUGGCAGUGAGAGGCAGAAGUUUUCUGGUUCCGAGGGAGACCGGCUGAGAGAGGGAACUGCUAUCAAUCUCAGCUUAACGACAUUGGGCAAUGUCAUCAGUGCCUUAGCAGAAAUAGCCAUGAGGAAGAAGGUGCUGCAUGUACCAUAUAGAAACUCCACACUGACCAAACUACUGCAAUCAGCUUUGGGAGGAAACAGUAAGACAAGGAUGAUUGCAACAGUCAGUCCAGCUGACAUCUGCUAUGAGGAAACGCUUUCAACAUUACGUUAUGCUGAAAGGACUAAGAACAUCCAGAACAAAGUGGUGAUAAAUGAAAACCCAACAGAAAGACUCAUACUGGGCCUGAGAGCAGAGAACGCCAAACUGCGAUCAGCGAUUACCAAGAUUAGAAAUGCUGGACUAAGGGGAGAGGAAGAAACGAAAGAAUUACGACAUUCAUUGGCUGAGAACGAACGACAGAUGGCAGAGAUUCAGACUUCUUGGGAGCAGCGACUCGAGAGAUCACAGAAAGAAUGGGAACAGAAAUACAAAACUCUAAAACAGGAACAACACAUGAUUCAGAAGUUCCCCUAUCUGGUGAAUGUCAAUGUGGACCCUCAGCUCUCUGGCUUUGUCAAGCUCUUCAUCCAAGAUGGAGAGACCAUCGUGGGACAAUCUACAAGUUUCUCACAGGCCAUUGUUAUUAAAGGUUUCGGUGUUGCUGAUAAACACGCCAUUAUCACAAAUCUUGACAAUAAAGUAACCCUGGAGCCUUGUGGACAAGCUAAAGUGGCUUUAAAUGGGGUCCUUCUCUUUGCUAAAGUUCAACUUAAACAUUUGGAUAGACUUAUUCUGGGAUCCAACAGCACGUACCUCUACGUAGGAUUUCCUUGCGAGCGGAAUGGUGAGGACUUGAGCAAAUAUGACUACGACUUCUUCCAGUCAGAGCUGGCAGCAGUGGAAGGUUUUGACAGAGAUGCUCUUGGUAAGCAGAAAGUGGACCCGAGUGUGCUCGCUGUGUUCCUUGAUUACAUCAGGGUGAAGCCUCUGGUGGUGGAAGCAAACCAGAUCAGCAAGGAGUUAAAUAAGGAUCUCAAGUUUGAACUGGAAGUGAAGAACUUGGCAUUAACAGACUCCAGGGGCCAUGACCUGGUGAAGGAGGUGAUAGUGAAGGUGACAAAUAAAAUGACUCAUCAGGUAUGGGUCUGGUCAAAGGCUAAGUUUGUGAAUAGAAAGUUCAUCAUGGAGGACAUAUAUCAACAUUUCAUCGAUGGAGAGACUGUUUCUCUGGAUAGAGAGAGUGAUCCAUUCUGGGACCCUACUGAGGCAGUCCAUUUAGGUACUGCAUACGUCUGGCUUCAAUCUCUCAACUACUGUAUUCCACUAGAAGAACACGUAGAGUUUCGCAGUUCACAAGGUGAAGAAGAAGCCGUUUUACAGAUAAAUCUGGUGCCAUGCACUCCAUCUGGACAACCUCUGAGUGAAGAUGAGAUCCUCAUCGAUCCCACAGAAAUGGUGGGUCAGAGGUUGGAUUUUCAAGUUCAGAUCAUGCAGUGCUUGGGAAUCAAGUGGCUGAAACAGAACAGCAAGAGAGGAAUUCAGAUUCAGUAUAAUGUCUUUAACCAUCCAUACCCCUUCUGCACCAAACCUACCUGGAACACUGUCAAUGCAAGGAUUGUUCAAGUAACACAAUUCACUGUCAAAAGUGUGUCACAGGAACUACUGAACUAUCUGCAAAGCCAUGCUCUGGUCCUGGAUCUGUGGGGCCUACAAGAGGGUUGCACAGAAAUCAGUUCCUCUUUGGAUGACAUUGAAGUCACUGACGAAGGCAGCAUAAUUAUUGACUGUGCGAGACAACAGGUACUGAAUAAUGUGGAAAUGGACGAUGACCAGCCCUCUGAACUUCACAUCAAGCUAUCAAAGCUGGAGCAAGAGAUUGAACUUCUGAGAGAUGUCAACAGAAUCUUAAGAACAGAUAAUGUUUCCAUGAAGAGCGCGUUAAGGAAAAUGAUGAGUGAUGCGCCAAGGCCUGACGAGAAGUCUUUCCAUCAAAGAAACACACAAGCCUUUGGCAGUAAGUGUACACCCAAGGCCAGUUAUGAAGUUGACUUUGCCAAGGCUCUGAAAACAUUUUACCAAAGCAUGAACAGGGUGCAGAACCAACUGCGAGGAUUGAGGCGUCAAAGACCACCGGAUGAAAAUAAUGUUGAAACACUGAGAAUGUACAUAGACAACCAAACUCGGAUAAUCAGGGAUUUUGGAGACUCUCUAGAAUUGUGCAUGAACACUCUGAAGAAUGAUGUCAAUCUAAUUGUUAAGAAAAAGAAGGUGGUGCACACCCUGUGGGGCUCUGUGACAAAGUGA
Molecule: messenger RNA, 3114 nt
Organism: Stegostoma tigrinum
Lineage: Eukaryota; Metazoa; Chordata; Chondrichthyes; Orectolobiformes; Stegostomatidae
Gene: kif28
Product: kinesin family member 28
Exons: 23
Coding region: 1-3114 (1037 amino acids)
Biological process (GO): microtubule-based movement; cytoskeleton-dependent intracellular transport
Cellular component (GO): microtubule; kinesin complex
Molecular function (GO): microtubule motor activity; ATP hydrolysis activity; ATP binding
Source: RefSeq, a predicted model, not a curated record